Molecule: messenger RNA, 819 nt
Organism: Trifolium pratense (red clover)
Lineage: Eukaryota; Viridiplantae; Streptophyta; Magnoliopsida; Fabales; Fabaceae
Exons: 1
Coding region: 1-819 (272 amino acids)
Source: RefSeq, a predicted model, not a curated record
AUGAGAAUAGAUGAGUUUCUUAGCAAAAAUGGAUACUCAAAAUGCACUGUUGAACAUGGAAUCUAUGUUAAAGGUACAUCACAGAAUAGACUUUGCAUAGUGUGUCUAUAUGUUGAUGACUUACUGAUAACUGGCAGUAGUAAAGAUGAAGUUAAGAAGCUGACAAGUCUGCUAAGCUCAGAAUUUGACAUGACCAAUUUAGGAGGUUUGAAAUAUUUUCUUGGGCUGGAAUUCACUAAGACAAGUAGUGGUAUGCUGAUACAUCAGAGGAAGUAUGCUUCAGAUAUACUAAAGAGAUUCAACAUGAUGGAUUGUAAUUCAGCCAACACUCCAAUGGAAACUGCAUCAAAUUUGAAUGCUGAUGAUGAAGGCAAAUCUGUGAAUAGUACUCACUAUAAACAGAUGGUAGGAAGCCUUAGAUAUGCUUGCAAUUCAAGGCCAGAUAUAUGUCAUAGUGUAGGGAUUGUUAGCAGAUUUAUGCAAUCACCUAAACUGUCACAUAUGCAAGCAGUGAAGAGAAUCAUAAGAUACCUACAGGGCACAAUUGACUAUGGUGUCUUGUACACCAAAACAGAUGAGAACCAAAAGAAGCUUGUUGGUUAUUGUGACUCUGACUGGUCAGGUGAUAAAGUUGAAAGAAGAAGCUCAAUGGGAUACAUCUUCACAUUGUUCAAUUGUCCAAUCUCAUGGAGUUCAAAAAAGCAAAGUGUAGUUGCCUUGUCCACAUGUGAAGCAGAAUACAUCUCUGCUUGCAAUGCUGCUUGCCAAGGAAUUUGGUUGCUAGCAUUACUGCAGGAAAUGAAGAUUGAUAUUGAAUAG